Messenger RNA from Helianthus annuus (common sunflower), 651 nucleotides. RefSeq lists its product as uncharacterized. The coding region runs from base 62 to 256 and encodes 64 amino acids. The record is from RefSeq and is a predicted model, not a curated record. The transcript has 3 exons. NCBI's taxonomy places the organism in Eukaryota, Viridiplantae, Streptophyta, Magnoliopsida, Asterales, Asteraceae.
GUAAAAUUUAUAAAACAAAAUUGAAUUGAAAGAUUGGGGGUUUAGGGUUUAUAAUUUCGAUAUGGGAACUCGAAAUUUUGACGUGAAGAAGCUGUUAAACGACAGGAAAUUCUGGUUCGCUUCGUUCUUAAUCGCGUGGGCUGCUGCUUUACAGGGGCAUAUGAUGUGGUUACAGAGGCAAGAUUCAUUUAAGCAGAAGUUUGGAACCCUAGAUGAUCACGAUACUGACGAUCGACAUGAUUCUACUCCAAUUUGACUAGUUUUGGAAAAGAGAAGUUAAGAAUCAGGGAAGUAAGUUGAGAUUGGAACAGGUGCGGUCCAAGGUUCCCACCAUGGUGCGGUCUCAUUCAACAAAACUGAUCCACAUGUUUGCAAGUUCCCAUUAUAAAGUUUGACCUUUUUAACUUUACACCUCAUUCUGGUGCAUAUGAAGGUAGACUUUGCCCUUGUGAGUGAUUUCUGUGACCAUGUGAAAGUUGAAAAACAUUUUUUUUUCCAUAAAACAUGAUCCUUUUGCUUAUACAUUGUACUUAGUUCUAGAUAUAAUGUUAGAGAGAGAACGUAGAUUAUGCAGUCAUGUAAUCGUCGUAAUAAUCACAUGUAACACACGUAAAGGCGUCCAUGUGAUUCUCACAGUGUUCGGUCAAUAAA